CGAAAUAAAAGAAAACAUUUUAUAUUUGCGCUGCUGAGGUUGCAGAGCUUCUCUGUAAAUACACAAGCGUCGAUCUUCGAAGCUCACCAGGACCAUGAACGCUCCAAUAACGGGUCAGCCUCUCUCUCUCUUGACAGCUCUCGUUGUAUCAUAGAAUAAUACGGGUUUUAGCAACAAAGUGGUUAAUUAAGGGUGUACCGUGAUCGGUAUUUCUGACAAGUGAUAGUGAAGUAUUUGCAACAUGGCUUAUGAAUUGCAUCGCCCUUGAUUGCUUUGGUUCCUUUCUUUUUUCGUUUCUUUUUGGUUUUGUUUUUGUUUAAUCUGCAUUUCAUCACCAAACAAGAAUGUUCUUGUCUAACUUUAAUACUCUCUGUCGCUUGGCACCGGUAAAUCUCGGCCGAUAAAUUGCGGAAUGGGGAGGUUUAAGGAUAUAGAAAGAGGAGAAGAAAUGCAGCGGGUGCCAUUGAAGCAUGCUGACAAGUUUUGGGGGGCCAUAUUGAAUCAUUGAUGCAGUUGAAGGUUUCAGGUUUAAUUUGAUUAUCGGGCAACAGUUUAAGGUGGAUGGUGAUUUAUAAAAUAGAUGAUGAAAGUUUUAGAUUCGGUUGGAAUCAGCCAACAUGGAAUUAACUCUUUCAAAACCCAAGGCCAAACCCGAUUAUUGUUUAUUUGUCAUGUUACUCAGAUUCUAUUAUCGUUUGUUCUUAUUACUCAGAUUAUUGUAAUUUCUCAUACAUUUAUGUGCCAUGUUUCUGAUAGAGUCGUUGCAUUUUGUGCCUUCGAGAAUCGCAGGCAGGGGCAGAUGUACAAGCCAACCACAACCCUUGAUGAGGGCUGUGUAAAUAGGUUAUCUUAACCCACCAAAUCAGGACCCAUGCGACUAUUCGAAAGCUCCAAACUCAGCCUCUUCGAGUUCAAAGCUUCUGUAUUAUGCUCACAAGUGACCCCUUUUGGCCCCUUCAAUUCCUUUGUACAAAAAAGAUGGCUAAAGCCUGUAAUUUCGGCCCGAACACGCUUAGAAGACCAAACAAGGGACUCGAAGCUAGACAAACUCACAACCCACCUCAAGAAGCUCGAUAUCAUCCUAAAGCUCCAUGACCUCAUGUCCAGUCGGAAGCGCGGACCCUUUGUGUCCUUGCAACUGAUGUCUCGAUGGAGGAACCUUGUGGGGCUUAAUGUAGGCAUUGGCGCCUUUGUUCACAAAUACCCACAUGUUUUUGAGGUGUUUAAACAUCCCGUACGAUGCAGUUUGUGUUGCAGGAUCAGUAAGAAAAUGUGGGGUUUAAUAGAGGAAGAGGCAAUGGCUAUGAAACAAUGGGAACUCAAAGUUGUUCAUCGUGUAAAGAAGUUGUUGAUGAUGUCUGUGAGUGGCACUCUUCGUGUCCAUGCUUUGAGGUUGGUCAGGAGAGAAUUUGGAUUGCCCGAGGAUUUCAGAGAAUCUAUCCUUGGUAAAUAUUCAAAGGAUUUUAGGUUGAUUGAUUUAGAGGUUGUAGAACUGAUUAGUAGAGAUGAGAAUUUGGGUGUUGCUGAAAUUGAGAAAUGGCGAGAGAAGGAAUUUAAAGAGAAGUGGUUGAGUGAGUUUGAGACAAAGUACGCCUUCCCUAUAAAUUUCCCAACAGGGUAUGAGAUCCAGGCAGGGUUUAGAGAUAAGUUGAAGAAUUGGCAAAGGCUUCCUUACGUGAAGCCUUAUGACAGGAAAGAGGUUGUCCGCAUUCGUACUUGUGGAGGGAUAGAGAGUUAUGAGAAACGGGCGGUUGGUAUUCUUCACGAGUUCUUGAGUUUGACAGUAGAGAAGAUGGUUGAGGUUGAAAGAUUAUCUCAUUUUCGGAGAGAUUUUUCUGUGGAUGUUAAUGUGCGGGAGCUUAUCUUGAAGCACCCUGGAAUAUUUUACAUAUCAACCAGACGUAAUAGUCAAACUGUUUUUCUUAGAGAGGCUUAUAGUAAGGGGUGCCUGAUUGAGUCCAAUCCGAUAUAUGAUGUUCGGAGGAAAACUUUAGAUCUUAUUUUCCUAGGGCGUCGAAAUACUAGACAAAUGCCAGCUCCAAAAGAAAUUAAGGAGUUCAAAGUAGAUGGGGAUCGCAAAAUGGAUGGUGACUGGGUUAUUCCAAUGUUAGAGAACUUGGACAAUGGAAGUUGAAAUUGGUAAUUCAAGGUUUCACAUAUACAAUGAGAGUCCUUGAAACUAGUGGAAUGGAUAUAAUUAUUGGGGGAUGGAAAUGUUGAUCAUUUGAUGAUGAUCCAUAUUUUUAAACACGUGUCAUCUGAAAAAUAACUUGAGUUGGACUCUUCAACGAAGAACCCUCACAAACCACUUGAGAAGAGUGAACCUGCGGACGAUGUGGCAUAACCCCAGUUUGCUAUUAUCUAAAAACAACAUGACAAGAAUGCCUAGUACCGUCAAAAAGAUGUCUACUUCCCAAUAUAUGGGGGCUAUAACAUUAUGGAGCCGAGGUCUAGGCAUUUUCCAAGUUGAUAUUAUUUUGUAACAAAAAGUGCCGACAUAUUCAGUGGCUCAUUCAGGUCAUUAAUCUUCAGGACCUCUCAUCGAAUUGCUUUAACUCCCAUAUUUGGGUUAUAUGGGAGCCACCUGAAAAUUUCGAGUACAGAAGUUAGAAGACUGUUUCUCAAGAUUAGUGGCUACUGAAAAAGGAUGCAGAAUGAGCUCAAAGUACCUGGCCGGCAACAAAUUGGAUGACUUGGUCUUCAGUGAGUCCAUCCGGACUAGCUGCUCUCACCACAUAUGCCAUUGGUAUUUGUCCUGCUUCUUCGUCUUCAACACUGCAUCAUUUUUAGUCGUAUUAUAUACACAGAUAGAUAUAGAUAUAGAUAUGGAUGCAGAUAUAAGGAGCUUGUUCGCAUUUAGAAAGAGGGAGGUAAGCAACACACGGUGUAAUGGCUGCAUCAAGAAUUUGAGGAUGACUCAAAAGUAUGGCCUCCAAUUCCGCCGGAGCAACUUGAUAUCCAUUAUGCUUGAUGAGCUCCUUUAUCCGAUCAACGAUGAAAAGGAAGCCUUCCUCAUCAAAAUAGCAAAGAUCACCAGUUUUCAGCCAGCCAUUUGAGUCAAUAGUUGCAAGUGUUGAUUCCACAUUCCCCAAAUACUCUCUCAUAAUAGUAGGGCUCUUUAGCCACAGCUCUCCUUCCUUAUAUGGCGGCAAGGCCUCCCCGGUUUCGAUAUCCACUAUCUUAGCAGAAAAACCUGGCAGCAGCACCCCACAAGAGGCGGAGUGAGCCUUUGCCUGCUUGUCUGAAAUGAAAAUAGUUGCUGCACCACAGCUUUCCGUUAGGCCAUAGCCUGGCCUCAUCUCAACCCAAGGAAACCGCUCUCUAAACUCAUCAAUCAAUUCUUUGCUCAACGGUGCAGCCCCUGAGCUCACCCUCCUCAGAGACGACAAGUCGCAGGCAGCUUUGCUUGCGUACUUUACUAGUCCAAGAAUCACCGGAGGCACAGCUGGUAUGUUGCUCACUUUGUGAGUUUUUAUAGCAUCCAACAUGGUGUUGAACUCAAACCUUUGCAUCAAAACAGUGGUGGUUCCUGCGCAAAACAAUCCAAGGCCGAAGAAAGCAAGCCCAUAGAUGUGGAACAUAGGAAUGAAGCACAAAAACACAUCGUCCUGUGCUGAUGUUUUGUCCACCGUCCAUCUGAGCAUUGUGAUAAUGGCAAUGAAAUUUGCAUGUGUUAGAACUACACCUUUACUUGUCCCAGUAGUCCCUGAGGAGUACAAAAUAGCAGCAGUGUCUGACUGAGUCGGACGGGCUUGCAUUAACUCGGUUGGAAUGGGAUCAUAACCUUCAAUCAACUGUUCAAUGGUGAGUGAGUCAUCACCACUCAACGGCCUUGAUGUUAAUAUUGUAGGCACCCCAGUUGGGACCAAUUUGUGAAGCUCCUCAGGAGAUGAAAUAGCAAGCUUGGCGCCCGAAUCGCGAACUUGCUUGCCGAUUUCUGACUCGGUGUUGAUUGGAUUUGCCGUGGUUAAAAUUGCACCAAUUGACAACACUGCCAGGCAUAUGGUUGGGUACAAAAGUGAGUUAGGUGACAAGAGAAAAACCACAUCCCCUUUUCUAACACCAAGUGCCUGGUACAAGCCUGAAGCAAGAGCAUGAAUUGAAUGAAGAAGCUGUUCAUAGGUGACUCGUUCGUGGUGGCCGAGUCAAUGAGUGCAACUCGCGACUCGGCCUCAUGAUGGGGCGGAAACUGCGACAAAACAAAUGUGGCCGUGUCGAGGUUAUGCUUGGCGGGGAUUUUGUAACGGGGACCAAGGUUGAGAGGGGAGUGAUAUAUUCCGGUUUUUGGAUCGAAACCAUUUGUAGUACUUCCGGCAAUGUGGACUCGAUCAUCCCCGCCGGAGAACUCUUGGAGAGACAUUAUGCUUUUGAAACUGAUAUGUGGCGAAUGUGUUGUGUUAAAGUUUGGUGCAACAUAAUGCAGAUAUAUAGGACAGGAUUUUGGGUUAUAUUAUUGUUGUUUGAGUAUGACAUUCGAGGUUUAACAUUGUCAAAAACGUCAAUGAAAGUUGGAUUAUCGUUAAUUGCUUCAAACAUUCAUAUGUUCUCAGUGGCCGGCAGAACAAUUCAACGGAAUAUUCACUGAAUAAAUCUAUGUUUUAUUU
This is a messenger RNA of Malus domestica (apple), 4604 nucleotides long. RefSeq names its product protein ROOT PRIMORDIUM DEFECTIVE 1-like. Gene Ontology annotation, molecular function: RNA binding. The record is from RefSeq and is a predicted model, not a curated record. NCBI's taxonomy places the organism in Eukaryota, Viridiplantae, Streptophyta, Magnoliopsida, Rosales, Rosaceae.